AUGAUGUUGGAUGAGGAGCACAAGCGUUUCAAGACGCCAGACGAGGACGAGAAUCUCUACCACUUUGGCAGUAUCAACGGACACAAUGUCGUGAUUGCCAACCCUCCAGCGGCCGGUAACUCAUGGACGGCUGUUACUGCUAAGGAUAUGAAGAGAACGUUCACAAACCUCAAAUAUGCCUUGUUGGUAGGGAUCGCAGGUGGUAUGCCAGUAGCUACUGCCUCUGGCGCGAUUCGGCUGGGUCAUGUGGUUGUUGGUAUACCGACAGGCACACAACCUGGAGCCAUACGUUACGAUCAUGGAAAGUCAAAACCUGACGGCGGUUUUGUCCUCACUGGAUGCCUAGCACCUCCCCCGACGACUCUCCUCCAAGCGGUUAAAGCCUUGGCGGCGCAACCUCGAACAGCGACGGAUCCAGUAUGGGAGUCCGUCCAGAAUAUCAUAGAUCAGGACGAAACCGGACAAUUCAGAUUCCCUGGCCGCGAAGUUGAUCAUCUAUACCAUCCAGAUUAUAUUCAUCAGCGAGAAAAACGGCUAUGUUAUGGUGAGACCGGUGCAUGCGAUCCGAAGCAGAUAAUCGAGCGACCGAUGGUCGAAGAUGUUUCGUCCGUUGUCGUACAUACGGGUACAAUAGGCACUGGGGACACAGUAAUGAGGAACGCCAAACAGAGAGAUGACAUAGCGCAGAAGUACGGCGUGCUGUGCAUAGAGAUGGAAGCCGAAGGGCUUGCCAAAGCUAUCCCAUGCCUAGUUAUUCGUGGUAUCUCUGAUUAUUGUGAUUCUCAUAAGAAUGACGUGUGGCAUGGGUACGCAGCAGCGUGUGCGGCAGCUUACGCCCGGCAGUUGUUCUUCGUCUUGCCCAAUCAUGAGGCUGAGCGACGUGAACACAGGGACUCUGGAUCACGCAGUCCGUUGCGAGAUCAAAGUGACCCGAGAAUAAGUCCCUAUGUUCUUCUUACUUUCGUGUCCAUGCUUGAUACCGGUCUGCGUUUGUGUAGCCUGGGGAAUCAAAUCCCUGCAGGCUUGACACAAGGCGAGGGUGAACAGAAAGUGAAAGAUUGUCUUGAGUCAUGGAAUAGGUCGAGAGACGUAUUGCAUCAUGCAUGGUUGUCAUCUCUGAAGAGUAGGGGAGAGGAGAGUUUGCAUGCAGUAUUGCAGGCCGCCGUGGACGAUAUUCAAAUGACGUCUAUGACCCUGAACGAAGAAUUUGGAAAGCUUUAUGACAGAGGGAAACCUGGCCAGAAGGAUAUAUUCAAAAAGCUCGAGGGGCAACUCAGGAGGUAUCAAUGUCAACUGACCCCUUUAAUAACUCAAUCCAUGUUCCCCAACCAUCAUCUUCUCAAUGAGCGUAUGAAGGAUGGCUUUGAGCAGGCAUCGACGAAUGUGGCCAGAGCGGUGUCUUCACGGCUAGACCAUGACUCCACUACUAAGGGAGCCAAAGAUGAAGACGAAAAGGCUACAUCCUUUGGUCGAUGUGUUUUCGACUAUGACAAGAUGGUUGUCGAAAGCCUGAAUUUUGACAUCUUACAUCAUCGAGAAGACGACAUUUCAAACUCUCAGCCCCAGACUCUGACAUGGCUAUUGGGGGAUCCGUCGGGAGAAGCUACACCUGAUAACAACGUCCGGUUAUUCCUGCGGAGGGAUCUAGGCCCAAAUGAAGUUGCUGCAAAACCACCCAAGUCCAUCUUUUAUAUCAACGGAAAAGCCGGUUCAGGCAAGUCGACUUCAAUGAAGGCAUUGUGCACAAACGACAAAGUUGAGGAAGAUAUCAAGACGUGGGCAGGUAAUAGCCAUGUACUGGUGUCGCGGUUCUACUUUUGGUACAGGGGAACCGACCUACAAAAGUCGCAGCGAGGCAUGCUUCGAGCUCUCCUGUAUCAAUGUCUGAGCAAGCAGCGGUUCUUGAUACCAUUGACGAUACCCCAAGAUGCCGAAUUAGAUACACCGACAAAAGCCCGCCAAUAUUGGUCGUUGAACAACCUCAAAAGAGCCUUUAAUCAGAUGCUUACACAUGACGGCGUGGGGAUGAAUCUAAAAUUUUGUUUCUUCAUCGACGGUCUCGAUGAGUAUGCCGCAGAUGCGGAUACGGAUUACUCGAAUGGUCUGCAUGCUAGUAUUGGGGAUUUGUUGAUGGAGAUAGCACGUCACCCGCACGUCAAAAUAUGUGUGUCAAGUCGACCGGAGCCGCCAUUCGAGACUAUCUUUAAGGGUUGCCCUGGUUUUAAGCUUCAGGACAAGACGACUGACGACAUCCGCGAAUACGUACAGAACCAGCUAGGAACCGUCAAAACGCUGCAUGAGUCGCAACUGAAGAAGAUCGAGGAAUCUCUCAUCAAGAAUGCAGAGGGUGUAUUUCUAUGGGUGGCACUGGCCACAAAAUCGCUCCUCGAGGGCAUUAACGAACAUGCGUCGCCUGACAGGUGGAUGGAGAUCCUGAACGAGCUCCCGAGAGGGCUUGAAAAUUUCUACAUGCACAUGCUGACCAAAGCAGAUGAAGGCAACCAGGGAGAAGGACUUGGGUAUCUUCUGCUGGUGAAAGCCGCCAACGGAAAUAUACCACUUCAACGGCUGGCAUAUGUCGCGGCAUGUGACGCAAGGUCAAAGGGUCCCCUUGAAACUUUAGUUAAAGAGAAGGCCCAACUAAAAGACGCCAUGAAGACGAGGAUCCAGGUAUGCUGCAAGGGCUUGUUGGAAAUAGGAGACGGGGAAGAUGUCACCUUUCUACACAAGAGUGUUCCCGAUUUUCUCGAGUCGUCAAAGCUGGCCGAGAAGCGGGCCGCCAGGGAAGUCAACUGGGUGGCAGAACAUCAACUUUUGGACGGCUAUGUGUUCAUGCUGACAAAGUUGUGGCCGAAUAAACCUGAUCACUCAUGUUGGGAGAAAACUCCUACUUCCAUGUUGCAAAGUGAUUGGGUUGAACGAGUGAAGCCGAUCUUGCACGCCUAUAUGAGGACGGCACAGAGAGCCUUACAACUGGGCAAGCCAGUGCCCAACUCAGAGAUCGCGAAGAUGUACAAGGCGGCUGACGAUCUCUGGAUACACGAAUAG
Messenger RNA from Pochonia chlamydosporia 170, 3048 nucleotides. RefSeq names its product ankyrin repeat protein. Gene Ontology annotation, molecular function: catalytic activity. NCBI's taxonomy places the organism in Eukaryota, Fungi, Ascomycota, Sordariomycetes, Hypocreales, Clavicipitaceae. The transcript is spliced from 4 exons. The record is from RefSeq and is a predicted model, not a curated record. Gene Ontology annotation, biological process: nucleoside metabolic process. The coding region runs from base 1 to 3048 and encodes 1015 amino acids.